This is a messenger RNA of Drosophila yakuba, 1274 nucleotides long. RefSeq lists its product as uncharacterized. The transcript has a single exon. The coding region runs from base 707 to 1198 and encodes 163 amino acids. Gene Ontology annotation, molecular function: zinc ion binding; nucleic acid binding. Lineage: Eukaryota; Metazoa; Arthropoda; Insecta; Diptera; Drosophilidae. The record is from RefSeq and is a predicted model, not a curated record.
ACAAGAGCAAACUCAAUGCAAAUACAUUAAAACCCAAAGAAAUUUCCAAAUAAAUUAUAUAGAACCAUAUAUACUUGUCGGAGAAGGAAAUGUUAUUUUGAAAUGAGCGCCUUAUAGAUGGUUAACUUGCUUACGAUACUAAUCGAUAGGACGGUUUUGGUUGGUAUUUGGUUGUGAGAUCUUGACAUACAAAAAGAUCGAGUGUGGCCCUGGUUUAGCGUGGUGGUUCUUCUCUAAGAAAAAAGUUAAGAAGAAACACACAAGCAGCGGAAGAACAAUUGGAAAAGCUAUCAAGGGACUCGCUACACAAUCAUAGAACAACUUUUAGCGUUUCGACAUCAGAAGUGGGAUUGUACUUUCGUCUACUAAUCAUGGAAUACCAACUGCGCAUCUUGAUGGAGCACCAAAGCCAAAGUUUCCUGGAAUUGGCAAAAACUUUGCAAGCGUCGGUACGAGAACAGGCACAAACUUGAGUCGUCACAUUGUUGAAAUUUAACGCCGACAUUCCUGGCGCCGACGCUACUCAAUGGUGUGCUACGGUUGACAUUAUUUUGGUUGAAAAACCGCUGGAAGGCAGUGCUCUAAUAUUGGCCUUAACAAAAUCGUUGGAAGGAAGCUUUCUGAAGUGUGCUACGCAGGCGUGACUUGGCCGGAAUUUAAACAGUUAUUUCAACAACGCUAUGCAAAUACUGAAACGCCAGCCGCCAUGUUUUUGAAGUUAUUAAACUGUCGCCCCGGCAACAGUGAAUGCCUUGCGAUAUACGCUAGUCGCAUGGUGACUUCGCUUGUCAACAAGUGGAAGGGCUUGGAUGCUGAGAGGAUUGCGGUGUCCGUGGUUUUGGGACAUUUGGCCAACUUUGACCGCCGAGUGCAAAGAAUUGCAUACACUGCCGAGAUCAAAAAUAGACGUGACCUACAGGCUGAGUUGCAGGUCUUCGCUUUUGACAAGCGCACACAUCAUUCUGGAAAUGAGGAAUCUGGAGCAAAGCGAGCUAAGUUGGCGUCACUGAAGUGCCAUCUUUGCGGAAAGAUGGGGCACAAAAUGAUUGAUUGCCGAAACAAGAAGCAGAGCGCCGGCAUGUCCAGACAGGAUCAACGAGGAAGCCAACCAUUUCAGCAGCAUUUUAAAGACAAUAUAACUUGCUAUCGUUGCCGAGAGCAAGGUCAUAUAGCCUCACAAUGCCCUAUCAUAAUAUGACAGGCGGUGGAGCUGGAUUGCGGAACGAAAAGAGAGCUGAGCUGUGCGUGGUGGAUGAACCGCAGACAAGUAUGCU